Messenger RNA from Brassica oleracea var. oleracea, 732 nucleotides. RefSeq lists its product as uncharacterized. The record is from RefSeq and is a predicted model, not a curated record. The transcript has a single exon. Bases 1 to 732 code for a protein of 243 amino acids. NCBI's taxonomy places the organism in Eukaryota, Viridiplantae, Streptophyta, Magnoliopsida, Brassicales, Brassicaceae.
AUGGAGCAUAACCAUAAGCUUCUCUCCGACAAUGGACCUUUCUUCAAGGAUCCAGCAAGGUUCAGACGCUAUGUAGGCCGUCUCGUGUACCUGACGAUAACUCGUCCUGAGUUAAGUUACGCAGUCCACGUACUCUCUCAAGUGAUGCAGAAGCCAAGAGAAGCACACUGGGACGCGGUCGUGCGAGUGCUGAAAUAUCUGAAGGGAUCUCCAAGUCAGGGGAUCAUGCUGAAGGCAAUCAGUGACCUGCAUAUUCGAGCGUUCUGCGAUGCAGAUUGGGCGUCAUAUCCAGUAAGCCACCGAUCAUUGUCCUCCUACAUUGUCUUACUAGGCGACUCACCUGUGUCAUGGAAAACGAAGAAACAGAACACUGUGUCGCACUCAUCGGCGGAGGCUGAGUACAGGGCAAUGGCUGCUGCACUGCGUGAACUGAAAUGGUUGAAGCGGUUACUGUCGGAUUUGGGAGUUGUACACAAGUCACCCAUGGACCUGUUCUGUGAUAGUAACGCGGCAUUACAUAUAGCCGCAAACCCAGUAUUUCACGAGAGAAUGAAGCACAUAGUGAUUGACUGCCACAGCGUCAGAGAUGCAGUCCAAGAUCGACUCAUUGUUACGAGACAUGUCCACACCACAGAGCAACUGGCAGACAUAAUGACCAAGGCGUUGGGGAGUGUACAGUUUCAUUACCUACUCAGCAAGUUGGGCGUUUGCAACUUACAUGCUCCAACUUGA